Messenger RNA from Penicillium maclennaniae, 1644 nucleotides. RefSeq names its product RAD52 DNA repair protein RADC. The record is from RefSeq and is a predicted model, not a curated record. The coding region runs from base 1 to 1644 and encodes 547 amino acids. Lineage: Eukaryota; Fungi; Ascomycota; Eurotiomycetes; Eurotiales; Aspergillaceae. The transcript is spliced from 5 exons. Gene Ontology annotation, biological process: double-strand break repair via homologous recombination; mitotic recombination; DNA recombinase assembly. Gene Ontology annotation, cellular component: nucleus.
AUGCCCAACGCUCCAGGUGCCGUCACGAAUCCCUUCGAAGAACCUGAGCGCCGGAUCAGCGAAUAUACCGCUCAAGAAAUCGCCACACUGCAAGCUCGCCUCGACAAAAAGUUGGGACCCGAGUACAUCUCUUCUCGACCCGGUGCCGCAGGGCAGAAAGUACACUAUCUCUCCGCGGACAAAUGCAUCAACCUUGCAAACGAAGUAUUUGGGUUUAAUGGCUGGUCCAGCUCAAUCCAGAAGAUUGACAUCGACUUUAUCGAGGAAAAUCAAAACACGGGCAAAAUAAGCUUAGGGUUGUCCGUUAUCGUGAGAGUUACAUUGCGAGACGGGACAUUCCAUGAGGACAUUGGCUACGGUCAUAUUGAAAACUGCAAGGGAAAAGCCGCGGCGUUUGAGAAAUCUAAGAAAGAAGGGACAACGGAUGCCUUGAAACGUACCCUGCGCAAUUUUGGAAAUGUACUGGGCAACUGCGUCUACGACAAAGACUACCUGACCAAAGUUACAAAGGUCAAAGCAGGGCCUGGAAAAUGGGACGUCGACGAGCUUCACCGACACCCUGACUUUGCUCCGAGAAAGCUCCCUCCACCCAAACGAAUGGCAGAAGAUGAUGAUCUACCUCCACCGCGUCCACUUGAACAAGCUAAGAGCAGUGUUCCUGAGAUCAAAGCCGCCUUCGACGGCGACGGGGAGUUCGGAAGCGAUCUUUUCGAUGAAGCCGAUUUUGUGGUAGGGAAUUCAGGAAACCCGGACGAGAUAUCAUUAGAGCCAGAAACGUCACGGCAACCACCUACCCCAAUGAAUCGACCUAUUCCACCGAGGGGGCCUCCUGGAGGCCGAUUCGACACUAAUGCAGUGACGCCUUCGAAGCCAGAACGCUGGAAUGGGCCGAAUGCUGCCUCCAGACAAUCGUUACCUCAAAAUGCACUCCCUUCAGCUAUCCCUGGUCCGUCACGACCGAUGGCUGCGCCUGGGCUGCCCAAUAAUAACCCCAAUAUUACAUCGGCUGUGGCUCCCCAAUCAAAUACCGUCCCAAACUCCAACGCUCACAAUCCAAAAGGUCCGCAACAAAUUAAGAGAGAACCUCUUCAAGCUCCUAACCAAGACGCAAACCAACCUCCAGGCUCCCAAUCAGUCGGGUUCUUCUCCGCUCGAGCAGCCGACAUGCUCCGUGAUAACCCCAAUGCCGGCCCAAUACAGGGUAGUCAAUUUGAUCCACACGCAGAGAGCCCGUCUAUCCGGAAGACCGCCGGUGUCGAUCACACCAAGAGCGUCCCAAUUUCCAGGCCAAUGCUCGCCGGCGGCUCAGGCUCACCUGCGCCGAACAACUCACGCGAUUUCCAACCGACCUGCAACGACGAGUCGGUGCCCCCCGGUGCCGCUGCCAGCCCUCUUUCGCGAGGUCCAUCCGUCUCGUCUUACCGCCCCUUGACUCGUCCCAAUGUGCAGAGUCCCGGGCCGCCGAAUCGAGGAGGCAGUGUCCCUCCGCCAAAUCUGAACGGGAAGCGUCCUCCAUUGAACGAUGUCACAAAUGCUACAACUUCAACUGGCGUGAACCCGGCUCCUCCUCCUGGUCCUAAUGAACCCAAGCGACCUCGCAUGUCCGACGGUUCACCCGGGUUGGGACCGCCACAGGCAAAGUAA